Schistocerca gregaria is the source of this 2056-nucleotide messenger RNA. RefSeq names its product F-box/LRR-repeat protein 17-like. NCBI's taxonomy places the organism in Eukaryota, Metazoa, Arthropoda, Insecta, Orthoptera, Acrididae. The record is from RefSeq and is a predicted model, not a curated record. The transcript is spliced from 10 exons. The coding region runs from base 304 to 1938 and encodes 544 amino acids. Gene Ontology annotation, molecular function: protein binding.
CGAAAUCUCGAUUUUUCGGAACAUCGAUAUAUCGCUUGCUUCCCUGUGAAAUAUCAAUACUUGGACGCGCCCAUCGAGCGACAGGGUAACAGGGAUCCAGAGGACAAGACUACAAUAAUUGCAGCAUGCACAGAGGCAUUGAAACAGUCAUUCUUCUUGUGUUCCAUAAUUGGAUGGAACUGGAAGAAAUUCGAAUAACUGGGAUGUCUCCACUGCCGUGCAGCUCGCCAUGCGGAAGGAAGCACACUCUUAAUCUGAGACUUCCGUAACACCCAAUUGUGCGCCGCUGUCGGCACGCGAGGAAUGGCAGAGGGCAGACGCAAGUGGGGCGAGCCGUCGACGAAGGUCCGUCGCAACAGUGAGAUGGCUGAGAAAAAUGAUUCGGCUGAUGAAGGAGGGAUGCAUUUUCACCACCUUCCAGAUGAAGUUAUCAUCAAUAUAUUUUCCUCCUUGAGCUUCAGCGACCUCGUAGACAUCGUGCAGAAUGUUUGUGUGCGCUGGAGGAGGCUGGCACAGGACCCGAUGCUCUGGCUCGACAAAGAGUACGUCGUCACAGCGAGGAAUAUAUGCGCAACGAAGUUGUUGCUUUUCCCUUCACACCCAGUGAAAGAGUGGAGCUGCUCUGGAGUCGUCUGCACAGAAUGCGUCAACUGCAAAUUUGAAGGGAAGGAUGAAGAGAUUCUGCGGGCAGCGCCAACCAUGCCACAGCUGCGAACGUUGACACUGAUGCGUGGCGUUAAGCCCUAUAUCCUGCAAAAGGUUUGCGCAAGUUGUCCUAACCUCACGAGCCUACAAAUUGAUAGCCGACAGGAGAUGACUUACUCACUUAUGAAGUACGUAUUCGAGAAGUGUCCGAAGAUACAGAAGCUGACACUGGGGAGCAGCCUCCUCUCGGAUGGACAGUACGUGCAACUGCUGUCCAACCUGCAGCAUCUGAGCAGCGUGACCAGCCUGGGGCUGCGUCCGGACCUCCACAGCCUGGGAAUGCGCACGACCUUCGGCCCCAUGGGAUUUGUAAAGCUGCGCAUCCUGGCCAAUUCCUGUCCCCAGCUGCAGGAGAUACACAUUGACUCGAGCUGUUACAGCGUGUUCGACUUAGAAUACUUCCUGAAGGUGAAGAGGCACAUCCUCACUUCUGCCACACUGCCCUGGAUGAUGGAGGAAGUUCAGGAAACGAGGUGUACUGUGCAGCUGCUGAAAAAGUAUAACACUUCACUUAAAAAACUGCGGCUGGUCAAUUUUAAUGUGACAAACGAGUUGGAUGCCGAACGUCACGAAACCGCGGCGUUUCAAGCCCUCGGUGAGCUACACACUCUGGAGGAGCUGUGCAUUGAGCGCCUCUUUCCACGUGUACCACAUACGGUAUCUUAUGCAUUUCAGCCUGGAUGUCUGACACAGCUCCGACGGCUGCAGCUGCCUUUCGCCAGUGACCUCGAGGAUGACACGGUGCUUGCCAUUUCAGAGGGCUGCCCUAAUCUGCGUGAACUGAGGUUGAGGUUUUCACUGAGAAUUACCGACAGAGCACUGGCCAUGAUCAACCGUCUGGAACAUUUGGAAAUAUUGGAGCUUUCUGGGUGCCAAAGGUUGGGUGGAGCUUGCAUGGCUUUCAUAUCACAGCUACCAGCUCUGCACACAUUGGUCCUCCGGGCACUCGAUGACUUGUCUGUGCUGCAACCGAGCCUUCGGAAGAUCUUAGACAUGAAGGAACUGCGGUGCCUGGAUAUUGUGCACAGCUCCAAUAUCGGAGCUGUGCCGUUCCGUGAAUUUCCUGGCAGACUAAAGAAGCUCCGGGAGCUGCAUGUGGCAUAUGAGGGAGGAAAUGCUUUCUCUGAGCUGCUACGCAACAUGCCUCGGCUCAAACUCAUUACUACUUUUCGACUGACACACGAGUAUUCAACAGACAAUGGAAGAAGUUUUGUUCGCAACUUUGUUGCUUAGCUGAUCUAUAAUUAUGUCAUUGAUGUCUCUUGGUAUGUAUUCUCUGAAUGUCCAUCUGCUGUUAAUGGACUUGAUGCACCUUAAGUUAAAUAAAGUACAGAACACUUGAGUAACUUUA